Messenger RNA from Cynara cardunculus var. scolymus (artichoke), 1204 nucleotides. Its product is annotated as GDSL esterase/lipase At3g48460-like. Gene Ontology annotation, molecular function: hydrolase activity, acting on ester bonds. NCBI's taxonomy places the organism in Eukaryota, Viridiplantae, Streptophyta, Magnoliopsida, Asterales, Asteraceae. The transcript has a single exon. Bases 1 to 1143 code for a protein of 380 amino acids. The record is from RefSeq and is a predicted model, not a curated record.
AUGUAUUCUUUUCACCUUUCCCAAUUUACCCUCAUUACUAUUUGCAUUUCCAUUUUUCUCCUUUCUCCUCUUUCCUUGGCCUCACCCAAACCCCACCCCUUCAAAAAAGUCUAUGUAUUUGGAGACUCAUAUACAGACACCGGCAGCGGCAACUCCUCCACCGGACCAAGCAUCUUCCGCCACGUGUCUAGUCUUCCUUACGGCGAAACAUUCUUCCGCCGCCCCACCAACAGAUACUCCGACGGCCGUGUCUUCAUCGACUUCGUAGCAGAAUCACUCAACCUACCCUACUUCCCUCCCUAUCUUAACAAAUCUUCCGACACCACUCACGGCGUCAACUUCGCCGUCAGCGGCUGCACCGCCAUUCCUUAUCCUUUUUUCGUGAAAAAUAACCUCACAAGUAACAUUAUCCCACAGUCCCUUCCAACACAACUCACAUGGUUCAAAGAUUUCAUCAAAGGCUCAGGCUGUAACGACGCCGUUUCAACUCCGGCGGAAUGCAAGGCCGUAUUCGACGGUGCAUUAGUUUGGGUCGGCGAAAUUUCUGCAAAUGAUUAUAAUUACGUAUAUGGCAGUCACGUCACCAGCAAAACUGUUCAAAAACUAGCCAUAAAGUACCAAACGAGAUUUAUGAAAGAAAUUUUGAAAAUGGGCGCCAAGUAUGUCGUCGUUCAAGGUUUGCCGGCGACCGGCUGUUUCCCUUUGUCACUGGUCGCACUUGCUCCUCCGACCGACCGGGACGAGAUGGGUUGUGUUGCAACCAAGAACAAAGAAAGCUACGACCAUAACGUGGUACUACAAGCGAAACUACGGAGUCUCCGAAAGGAGUUUCCGGCGACGGUGAUUGUGUACGGAGAUGACUGGCAUGCUUACCGUGAGGUUUACGGAAAUCCGGCAAAAUAUGGUUUCACCGAGCGGUUUAAAGCGUGCUGUGGGGUGAAAGACGGUGCCUACGACUUUAAUCCGAUGUGCACGUGCGGUGCUCCGGGAACGAGCUCUUGCAAGAAUCCGGCGAGGUAUAUGAACUGGGAUGGGUUGCACGUGACGGAGGGUUUGAACAGGGCGACCUCCAGGUUGUUUCUCGGCGGCGCGUUUGCUCAACCGCCGUUCCCGUAUCUUUUGAAGAAGGCUGCACAAUCUUGAGUGUAAUGAUCGAUACAUACAUGAUUUUGUAUAUUUAACGGUAUUUUGUUACGAAUAAUUU